CUUUCUUCUUCUUCUUCAUCAGUAAGUUCUUGUAGAGAGAGAGAGUUCAAGCUUCUUCUUCAAUGGCGGCAAAAGAGGGUUCUGAAAUUGAAGGAAUAGGAAUCAAUUAUGCAAUCCAUACUCAUAACAAAUCUGACUCCGGCGAACCAGACGCCGCCGGCGGUGUUCGCCAUGUUCUAAAAGACGUCCAUUUCCGUGCCAAACCAUGGGAAAUCCUCGCAAUCGUCGGCCCAAGCGGCGCCGGAAAAUCAUCUCUACUCGAGAUCCUCUCAGGUAAACUCAUCCCACAAACAUCUUCUAUCUUCAUCAAUCAAAAACCCAUCAAUAAUUCCCUUUUCAAAAAAACCUCCGGUUAUGUCACUCAAAAAGACACUCUUUUUCCACUUUUAACCGUCGAAGAAACAUUAAUGUUCACCGCCAAGCUCCGGCUAAAUCUCCCCUCCAAAGAACAUGAAUUCAGAGUCAAAUCUUUAAUUCAAGAACUGGGUUUAACCCAUGUCGCCGAUACUCGUAUCGGCGACGAAAAAAUAAGAGGAAUCUCCGGCGGAGAAAGACGGCGAGUUUCAAUCGGAGUUGAAAUCGUUCAUGAUCCAAGAAUUUUGAUUCUUGAUGAACCCACUUCUGGUCUUGAUAGUGUAUCGGCUUUACAGAUCAUUUGUUUGCUUAAAUCAAUGGCGGAAAAUAGAGGAAAGACUAUAAUUUUGAGUAUUCAUCAACCGGGUUUCAGAAUUAUAAAACUUUUCAAUUCAAUUUUAUUACUUGCAAAUGGAUCUGUUCUUCAUCAUGGUACUGUUGAUCAACUUGAUUUCAAUCUUAAACAAAUGGGUUUAAUUCAUCCUAUCAAUGUCAAUGUUGUCGAUUUCGCCAUUGAUUCUAUCGAAGCUUUUCAUCAUCAUCAUCAACCUUCCAACCCAAAAAAAAACAAUACCCUUCAACAACUUUUCAUCUAUGAAAAGGGUAUUAUCGAUUACACAACAGGGUUUACCAAUUCAAGAAUAAGAGAAACCAUAAUCCUAACUCAUCGAUUCUCAAAAAACAUAAUCAGAACAAAAGAACUAUUCGCUUGUCGGACAUUACAAAUGUUAAUUUCAGGUCUUGUUCUUGGUUCAAUCUUCUACAAUCUAAAACAAGAUAUCAAUGGAGUAGAAGAAAGAAUUGGACUUUUCGCAUUCAUUUUAACCUUCCUUCUUUCAAGUACAACCGAAGCUUUACCAAUUUUCCUACAAGAAAAGGAAAUUCUAAUGAAAGAAACAUCAAGUGGUAGUUACAGAGUAUCAUCAUAUGCCAUAGCCAACAGUCUUGUUUACUUACCAUUUCUACUAAUCCUAGCCAUACUAUUCUCCCUUCCACUUUACAUACUUGUCGGUCUUAACCAUGAAACAAUGGCAUUCUCUCAUUUCCUAAUCCUAAUAUGGCUAAUCCUUUACACAGCCAAUUCAGUUGGUGUUUGUUUUAGUGCUUUGGUUCCAAAUUUCAUAGUGGGUAACUCUGUAAUCUCUGGUGUAAUGGGUUCUUUCUUUCUGUUUUCGGGCUACUUCAUAUCGAAACAAGAGAUACCCAGUUACUGGAUUUUCAUGCAUUAUCUAUCUCUGUUUAAGUAUCCCUUUGAAGGGUUUUUGAUCAAUGAAUUUGCUGUGGGGAAAUCUGAGGAGAAGUGUUUUGGAAUGAUGUUUGGGGAAUGUAUUGUGAAUGGGGAAGAUGUGUUGAGAGAAGAAGGAUUUGGAAAUGGAGAGAAUAGGGGGAAAGAAUUAUGGAGAAAUGUGUUGAUUAUGAUUUGUUUUAGCUUGGUUUAUAGGUUUCUUGGUUAUUUGAUUCUUAGGUUUAAAUGUUCAGAGUCUUCAUUGUCUCAGCCAAGAAGAUGAAGUAGUUCUCUCUCUCCUUUUCUUGAUUUUAUUAUGUAAGUAUUAUUGUCUUUAAAUAAUUUGUAAGAUAAUUUGAUCUUUA
Messenger RNA from Impatiens glandulifera, 1944 nucleotides. RefSeq names its product ABC transporter G family member 5-like. The coding region runs from base 63 to 1862 and encodes 599 amino acids. Lineage: Eukaryota; Viridiplantae; Streptophyta; Magnoliopsida; Ericales; Balsaminaceae. Gene Ontology annotation, cellular component: membrane. The transcript has a single exon. Gene Ontology annotation, molecular function: ABC-type transporter activity; ATP binding; ATP hydrolysis activity. The record is from RefSeq and is a predicted model, not a curated record.